AUCCACGUUGACUCCUCUCCCUGUCCCAGGGAGGGGAGGAAGGGGCUGUCAUGAUCAUUGGGGGGCACGCCCCUUUUGGAUUUCUUUAUUUCUUCCUUUGAUACUGUGCUUGAAGCGCCUUCGUACCCACACGUCCUCUCUGGUGGUGGCACUGGCCCCAUAGCCUUUUCCCUCCUACGCCUCAAAUGCUCGUUUUGUGCCAUACUUUGGACUUGUGGUGUCAAGAGAGAUUGCCAUGGUCAUGAGGUUCUUGAAAUGGAUUAGGCAAAUUUGGCGAAAGGUGCCCAGUUGGGUCCUGUUCUGGAAACACCUAGGCAAGCCGGGCGCGUCCGACCAGCACGAGAAGCGUCCAUUGACAGGACCGGAGAAGGCUUCCACAGUUUCUGACACUGUAAAGUUGUUCAAGCCCCACAAAGAGGCCAUAGUCGCCGACCUGGAUGUGUGCCCAGGGAUGCUCGAACCCAGUGUGCUGGCCUCAGCCAAGGAAAAAUCUCCUGUGCAUGAUCAAGAGAGCCAUUCGAACCGUGACAGCCGUUCUCUGAUGACCCUCGUCCACUCAGUCUCUAUGUUCAUGUUCUCCAUGCUGCAGUAUGGCUGGCGACUAUUCUUCUAUGAGUGCUGGCUCAGUUUCCUCCCAUGCGAGGACCGGGUCGGCCUUGGGGACGCCAGAGGCUGAGAUGCUGCGGGAGGUGUACCUGGUGCUCUGGGUCAUCCGUAAACAACUCAGAGAGCUGGCCCGCAGGCAGGAGAGGCGCAGACGGCGCCGCAUGCGGUCUCAUCCCUCCCAUACUUCCCGCCACUCUGAGCCAGUGCAGGGCCUCAAACAUGAUGCCCGAAGUCCCCUNUAGUCAGGGGAGCCCCAGAUCCUUUGAAAGCCCCCAUCUCACUCUUAUGGAAGAUGGACAGGAAGGGUUCAAUGGCCAUCAGGCCAGAGCUACUGGUGAGGAGACAUUCGACCAUACUGUCACAUCUCACUGGAGCCCCAAGACCAGGCCUGGGGUCGAACACACUCCCCUUCUCUGUGUUUAUUCAAUUUG
Mus pahari (shrew mouse) is the source of this 1037-nucleotide messenger RNA. It is a transcript of the gene Spacdr, whose product is annotated as chromosome unknown C7orf61 homolog. The record is from RefSeq and is a predicted model, not a curated record. The transcript has 3 exons. The coding region runs from base 236 to 676 and encodes 146 amino acids. Lineage: Eukaryota; Metazoa; Chordata; Mammalia; Rodentia; Muridae.